Messenger RNA from Blepharisma stoltei, 1183 nucleotides. Lineage: Eukaryota; Ciliophora; Heterotrichea; Heterotrichida; Blepharismidae. The record is from the annotation of a GenBank genome assembly.
AUGAUUUCAGUUCUUUUAUUUGUAGCAGGUAUUUCAAUUGACAAGAAAACAGAAGACGUACAAUUAGCAUUCGGCGAUUAUGCUUUGUAUUGUUUUAUCUCAGUCUCUUUAGUUCUUUUUGCAGGCUUUAUGUCAGGACUAACAGUAGGCCUAAUGGGAAUUGACGAAAAUGACCUUUAUCUAAAAUUAGCAGUCGGUUUUCAAGAAGAAAGAGAACAGGCUAAAAGGCUAUUAUAAAUCAGUUGCUUAAAUUUUCUGAUCGACUCCCACGAGCCAAAGAUGGAUUUCACGCGUGAAAAUCCACAAAUCCCCACGUGGAAACCCAUUUUUGGCUCGUGGGAGCCGAUCAGAAAUAACAUCAAUAAUUAUACCAGUCAUCUCCCAGCACCAUUGGCUUUUAGUUACCCUUUUGCUUUCUAACGCAUUAGCGACUGAAGCUCUUCCUAUUAUCCUUGGCUAUAUGACUUGUGGAAUCAUUGCUGUUAUUUUAAGCACUUUCUUGAUUUUUAUAUUUGGAGAAGUCCUACCUAUGUCAAUCCUGACUGGACCUAAAAAAUUUUACCUUGCCAGUAAAUCCGUUCCAAUAGUAAAAAUCCUUAUGUACAUUUUUUACCCUAUCAGUAAGCCUUCUGCUUGGCUAUUAGAUUGAUGAUUAGGCUUGAAUCACAGCAAAAGCUUAGACAAUGACCAUUUAAAAUCCAUUAUCAGACUAAAUUCAAGCUCAUCUUAUAGAGAUUCUUUUAUUCCAGGCCAAAUUAAUAUAAUUAACGGCGCAAUUGAUAUGAAGAAAAAAUUAGUGAAGUCUUAUAUGAUUGAUAUUAAUAAAGCCUAUUGCUUGUCCUCAGAUUUAGUAUUGACGAGGAAUACUUUGAAAAAUAUUACAGGGCAAGGGUAUUCAAGGGUCCCUGUUUUUUAUAAAAAUAAUCCCCAGGAAAUUAUGGGAGUUUUAUUGAUGAAAAAUUUAGUAGGGGUUGAUGAAAAUUGUACUAUAGAAAAUUCUGGGGUAAAAUUAAAGCGGGUUAUGCUUGUGGGGCAAGAAGCCACGAUUUUAGAGGUUUUUAAUAUGUUUCAGAAGCAGAAUAGGCAUAUGGCGUUUGUGACUGAAAGUGAUGGUAAAAGAAUUAUUGGGAUAAUUACUAUGGAAGAUGUUUUGGAGUCAACGCUAAAUAGAAAAUUUAGAUAA